UACCUGGUUCUCCAAUCUCUGGUUAUUGUUAUGAAGUGGAAGUGAAAAAGAAAAAAAGGGAAGAGAUUGAAAAGAGAGAGAAAGAGAAAUGAGCUUAGCAUCUACGGCGUACGUUGCUCGGCGCGCGGCGCAGAAGGAGAAGGUUCGGAUUCUGUACCGCCGCGCUCUUAAAGACACUCUCAACUGGGCCGUUCAUCGCCACCUAUUCUACGACGACGCUGCAAACCUCCGCGAUCGGUUCGAGCAAAACAAACAUGUGGAAGACCCUGAUACCAUUGAUAGGUUAAUAGUGGAUGCUGAAGCUAGCUACAAUAAGUGGCGCCAUCCUGACCCUUAUAUUGUUCCAUGGGCACCUGGAGGUUCCAAGUUUACUCGCAACCCACCUCCACCUGAAGGGAUUGAGAUAAUUUAUAAUUAUGGCCGUGAAGACAACAACUGAAGCUUUUUUUAUUUCUUUCACCCCUUGCAAUAAAUAAAGAUUUGCAAUCAAAUUGUUCUGUAUUACUUAGAUUGUGGAUUAAAUCACCUUCAUUUAUUUGUAUGUGAUAUAAUUUGAAUAGUUGAUACAGACUGAGUCCGUGCUGAUGAUGUGGAAGAUAUUUAAUUGCUUCUGAACCAGUUGGCUCCUGGAACUUUGAAUGUGUUAAGCCUCUGUUUGUACUUUUUAUGGGCUCUGCCAUUGUUACUUGUCAGUUCGUGUUGGGAGUUUUUAAUAGAUAAAACUUGUUGCAUAAAUUGUAUGCAAAAUUCUUAA
Messenger RNA from Lathyrus oleraceus (garden pea), 754 nucleotides. RefSeq names its product NADH dehydrogenase [ubiquinone] 1 beta subcomplex subunit 9. Bases 89 to 439 code for a protein of 116 amino acids. The transcript is spliced from 5 exons. The record is from RefSeq and is a predicted model, not a curated record. NCBI's taxonomy places the organism in Eukaryota, Viridiplantae, Streptophyta, Magnoliopsida, Fabales, Fabaceae. Gene Ontology annotation, cellular component: respiratory chain complex I. Gene Ontology annotation, biological process: mitochondrial electron transport, NADH to ubiquinone.